AGGGACAGGAAAUAUGAACAGAGCCGGGCAGAGCCCGCAGCAGCACCGCCAGUUAGGCCACGGCUGCCCGGCUCCGUGGGAGCAGAUCGAAGCGUUUGCUUCUCUCACCAACCCCACUGUGACUUCCCAGGGCUUUGGGAGCCGCGGCUCCCGCACCAACAGGUUUUGAAGGAUUGGCAUCGCUGCUGCCUUUGGGAGCAGCUCUGCAGAGGUUGUUUUCCUCCUUUCUCUUCCUGCUCUAUUUCCUACGAUGGGUUUGUUGCAAAAGAUUCUCAUCCCCGUUUUGGGACUGGUUUUGGCCUUCUGUUUUUAUUCGUCGAGGGAGAAUUUCAGACCUGAGAUGCUGAAAGGGAAGCGUGUGAUCGUCACUGGAGCGAGCACCGGCAUCGGGGAGCAGAUGGCGUAUCACCUGGCACGGAUGGGAGCCCACGUCCUGGUCACAGCGCGGACGGAGGCGAAGCUGCAGCAAGUAAAUGGCAAGCUGGGCACUCACACAUGCACACACAAACACAGGAAGGCCAACCUCACAUCACAGGUGGUGGAGCGGUGCCGGGCGCUGGGGGCCGGCUCAGCACGGCUGGUCAGCGGCAGCAUGGAGGACAUGGCCACCACCCGGCAGCUCGUGGAGGUGGCCGAGGCCGAACUGGGAGGCCUCGACAUGCUGAUUCUUAACCACGUCGGCAAGUCGUACUUCAAUUACUUCGAUGGGGAUGUUGGGCACGUCCAGAAGCUCCUGAACAUCAACUUCCUGAGCUACGUGGCCAUGACAGUCUCUGCCCUACCCAUGCUGAAGCGGAGCGGGGGCAGCAUCGUGGUGGUCUCCUCCAUGGCAGGUAAAGUUGGGUUUCCCUUUACGGUCCCCUACUCUGCAACUAAGUUUGCCCUGGAUGGAUUUUUCAGCUCCCUGAGGCAGGAAUUCAACAUCCAGAGCGUUAACGUUUCCAUCACACUCUGCAUCCUUGGCUUCAUUGACACUGAGAACGCCAUGCGUGCGGCCGCCGACGUUCUCCUGAUGUCCCCGGCUCCCAAAGAGGAGUGCGCCCUGGAGAUCAUCAAGGGAGGAACCCUGCGCCAGCGCGAGGUGUAUUACCGCUACGCAUCCACCAAACUGCCGCUGCUGCUGCGGGAUUGGGCCGCCGAGCUGCUGGAUCUGCUGGUGCGGCAGCGCUACCGCCCCGAGCGGCUGCGGGCGGCAUGAGCCGUGCCGAGCUGCGGGCAACGGCACCGCCGGGCCGACAGCCGCCUCUGCUGGCCGCAGCCGUGCCUGCAGCCCUCCCCGUCAGUUACCUUUAAUAACCGCCUCGCUCCGAGAGGAGCCGGCUGGGACCCCCGGCUGCGACCCCCGGCUGCGCUGCGGGAGGCGGCAGCGCGGAUUCCGGCAGCUGCGCCCUUCGUGCUUGGAAGCAGCCAUCGUGGUUGGAGCCGUGCCCUUCCCCAGACCCGGGAAAAGCAGUAACUAACAUUAUUAAGUGCAGCUUACUAACCUUGAUGUGCGCUCUGUGGAUUUGUGUUGUUUUGUUUUUAAUCUCUUUUUUCAUUACUAAACGCUGCUGCAAACGGGCAUCACUCCAUUGACUUGCCUUUCUUCGAUUAUUGAAUAUUGUAAUAAACCAUUAUUUCAUUGGAA
Molecule: messenger RNA, 1627 nt
Organism: Gallus gallus (chicken)
Lineage: Eukaryota; Metazoa; Chordata; Aves; Galliformes; Phasianidae
Gene: HSD11B1A
Product: hydroxysteroid 11-beta dehydrogenase 1A
Exons: 6
Coding region: 251-1198 (315 amino acids)
Biological process (GO): steroid catabolic process
Cellular component (GO): endoplasmic reticulum membrane; intracellular membrane-bounded organelle
Molecular function (GO): 11-beta-hydroxysteroid dehydrogenase (NADP+) activity; steroid binding
Source: RefSeq, a predicted model, not a curated record